Messenger RNA from Pochonia chlamydosporia 170, 432 nucleotides. RefSeq lists its product as hypothetical. The record is from RefSeq and is a predicted model, not a curated record. NCBI's taxonomy places the organism in Eukaryota, Fungi, Ascomycota, Sordariomycetes, Hypocreales, Clavicipitaceae. The transcript has 4 exons. The coding region runs from base 1 to 432 and encodes 143 amino acids.
AUGAAGUUCAUCUCUAUUGUCGCUCUCCUAGCCCCCACCGCCCUGGCCGCCAAGCAGGCACCUGGCGAUGCCUGGAUCACUCUCCUCAAACAACAGUGCCCUGAUAUGCCAGAGCGGUGUAUUGAUAUUGCUAAGAAAGUCCAUCAGCCGCGGUUUGAUAUGGUUUCAGUUACUGCAGCCAUACCGGCUUGUAUCCCAGCCUUUGGAGAAUGUAUCAAAAAUCUCUCAGGCGGCUCUGAUGCUAUUUCUGCUGGUCCUUGGCCAGGCGCCGCCCAAGGAAAGCUCGUUACAUGCCUCCUGCAAAUUGCGCCUGAUCAUCUUAAGUACUUUCUCGACAAUGAUAGCGCCGGGACACCAAUUCCGCCCGCCCAAAACUGUGCAUUGCGAGAGCUGCACCGCGUAGCGCACGUUGAACUGGGUCCCUUGGCAUAA